AGAGAGAGAGAGAGAGAGAGAGAGAUGCAAAGGAUGAGAAAAUAUAGGUGAUACGAAAAUGUUUAUAAUUUCUCUCUCUCUCUCUCUCUCUCUCUCUCUCUCUCUCUCUCUCUCUCUCUCUCUCUCUCUCUCUCUCUCUCUCUCUCUCUCUGACGUCACUCCCUCCUUUCCUUCCUUUUCAAUAAUCCUUUCAAACUUCACUUCUUCACGAGCCACGAGAGAGAGAGGACAUCAUAACUACUACCACCACUACUACUACUACUACUACUACUACUACUACUACUACUACUACUACUACUACAAUGCACCAUCUCACCUCUUCAACCAUUACUACUCCAGCUACUACUACAAUUACGUUUUUUACCAGUCCCCCCUCUCCAUCUAUCACAGAAAACGUACUGGCUGAUUUCCUGUAUAUCUUUUAUAUCCCAUUUAUUGCUCUGGUCGGUUUGGUUGGGAAUAUAAUGAGCCUGGACGUGUUUCUGAAGACGAGGCUGAACCGACGUGGCACCUCGUGUUUCCUGUCGGCCAUGUCAGCGUCUGAUACCUUGUUCGUGUUGUUAUUGCUGUUUAGAUGGGCCUUUCACAAUGAGUCUUUCCCAGCUGUACGCCUUGCUAUUUUAGACACAGCGGUUGGGUGCAAGGUUGUGAAUUACCUAUAUGCUGCUCACACUACACUUGCUACCUGGCUCACCGUCGCUUAUACCACGGAACGGUGCAUUGCGGUACGGUAUCCCUUGCAGAGGCGGGCGCUGUGUACCGUGCGGAGAGCCAAGUGUACCAUCCUAGGCGUGGUACUGUUCACCUCAUUGUGUAAUCUGUACCUGCUUGUCACUAUCAGCAAGAUAGAUACGUUCAACUUCUGCGGGGUGCAAUAUCAGGAGGUGAUGACAGCCUUCAUGGUGGUGAACGCGGUGGUGAUGGUGGUGCUGCCGUUUCUCCUCAUUGUCAUCAUGAAUGGAGUUAUCAUAUGGCAGCUAUCCGCGCGAAACAACAUGAGACAGAGAGCCUCGCCCUGCCCACGUCCCGCGCGGCGCCGAACACACCAAGCCAAGAGAGAGAAAAACAACUCCACUUCUUCCUCAUCCACUCCUUCAGACAAUAUCACCCACUCCACUACUCACUCCACCCCUCCAUCUCCUCGCAGUCACUCCACGCUGUCCUUGAAUGCUUUAGACGAGAGAAAGAUAAGCAAAAAGCACGGGUCUUUUCUCUCCCCUCCAGCUACUUGUGAUAUCGAGUCCCAUUUUCUGUCAGAUGAGGCUGCGACAUGUUCUCUCAAAGCCACGGGGUCUAGAAAACGUGACGGUCGCAGUGAAAACCAGAGAGGAGAUAAAGAAGGCAGAGUUUUCUACAGAAGAGGCAAAGAUGAUAGUCAGAGAGAUGAUGGGAGAAAAGGUGAAGAAAAUGAGAUUAUAUUUGAGCUGCACGAUAAUUUAAAAGACAGCCAAAGAGAAAACUCGAGAAAUAAUGAAGAAAACGACGGUAUUAAAAACCAGAGCUAUCAGUUUCUCAUUCCUAAGGCGAAAACUAAAGAUACCAACAAGUUUUUCAUCAGUAAAGCAAGUGAGAACGAUAUUAGAAACCCAGAUGAUCAGUUUUUUCUCACCGACACGAAAAAUGGGAAGGAAAGGGUUAUUAGAAACCAGAAGACCAAACACAAGCAUUUCGUAAUCGCUGUGACGAGAAAUAAAGUUGAAAAUCGCAUUAUUAAACACCAUAGAGAACAUCACCACCGGUUUCUCGCGGCCAGAAGAGAUGGGAAAGAAAACGAGACUAUUAGAAACCAGAGCCACAAGGAAAACCGAUUUCUCGUCACCAAGGGAAAAAAUAUAGAAGAAAAAUUUAGAAACCAUUCACAGUCCAAUUAUCCAUCUAGAAAACAUGAAAACAGAACAUUGAAAACGGACAGAAAACAAGCAGACGGGAGUGUGAAACUGGAAACCAUAGUUAUCGCAGACCAUCGGAGGCACACCAAGACCACGACCACCACCACCACCACCACAGAGCAGAGCAUUGUGAGAAAACGCUUCUGUAACGUGAAGACUCAGAGGGAGAACCACCACAGCGUCUGCCACAGCCCGCCACAGCGCAGGGGUGCCAACCACAACACCACCAAGAUGCUGCUUCUCAUCUCCACUAUUUUUAUCAUUAUGAAUUUACCAAGGCACGUAGUGAAGAUGUACGUGUUGCUCCAUUACCAAGCGGAGGCACCCACGGAUGACGCCAUGCAGGAGACCCAGGCCCUUAUUCCGCUGCAGGAGGUUUUUGAGUGCCUCCACUACAGCCACACCUCUGUAAACUUUCUCCUGUACAUCCUUUGUGGCGCCACCUUCAGGCAACUGGUGGCGGCGCGGCUCAGGCAGGUGGUGUGCUGGCGGCUGUGAUCUAAUAAGGGGAGGUCUUCAAGUAGUAGCGCUGCUAAUAUAAGCGUUACUUUCUGGUAUUCGGGUAAAUCUCGUUUUCUGUUGUAUGAGUAGCGUAACUUGUGUAGCCAUUAAAGGGCGUAUAUAUUGUAAUGGCGUUAUGUAGGGGAGCCUCAUCUAAUUUAAACUGGAAAUGUUGA
Molecule: messenger RNA, 2566 nt
Organism: Scylla paramamosain (green mud crab)
Lineage: Eukaryota; Metazoa; Arthropoda; Malacostraca; Decapoda; Portunidae
Exons: 6
Coding region: 303-2387 (694 amino acids)
Biological process (GO): G protein-coupled receptor signaling pathway
Cellular component (GO): plasma membrane
Molecular function (GO): G protein-coupled receptor activity
Source: RefSeq, a predicted model, not a curated record